UCUCUCUGUAUCGAAAAUAAAACAAAUUCGUUUUCAUUUUAUUAGGAUAUCAAAUCGAAAAGUCGAACAAUCGAGUAAAUUUCUGUCUCGCUGUUUACAGUUAAAAUAAAACGCAUUCAUUGAUUAGUCAAAAUGAUGCGCCUUAAGCAAAUCGGUCCGGAUCACAUUGAGGAGCGUGCCAAGGACGAAGUUCGCGCCAGUUUAAUAAUCUUCACUGCACUCUGCGCCACCAUUCGACUGGCUCCCAUUUUGAUACGAAAGCUCAUGGCUUAGAUGAAGGGGAAAGUCACCAAAUUGCAUUUCAAUUUAAAUCAAAUUACGUAUUAAACAUAUGUGAAUUAGGAAUGUGCAAUGUUAGUUCCUUUCAGAGUUAAGCUGUGCGUAAAUAUAAGUAAUUUAAACAUAUAAAA
Messenger RNA from Drosophila albomicans, 410 nucleotides. RefSeq lists its product as uncharacterized. The record is from RefSeq and is a predicted model, not a curated record. The transcript has 2 exons. Lineage: Eukaryota; Metazoa; Arthropoda; Insecta; Diptera; Drosophilidae. The coding region runs from base 133 to 273 and encodes 46 amino acids.